Suillus clintonianus is the source of this 648-nucleotide messenger RNA. RefSeq lists its product as uncharacterized. Gene Ontology annotation, biological process: pseudouridine synthesis. Gene Ontology annotation, molecular function: RNA binding; pseudouridine synthase activity. Lineage: Eukaryota; Fungi; Basidiomycota; Agaricomycetes; Boletales; Suillaceae. The transcript is spliced from 2 exons. The record is from RefSeq and is a predicted model, not a curated record. The coding region runs from base 1 to 648 and encodes 215 amino acids.
AUGCGCGCACAGAUCAAUCCACUUUUUCCCGAAGCUGAUGUCGACAACCGUGUAUACGUAUUCGAUCUUGUAGGAUCAGCUUUCCUACACCGUCAAGUCCGACAUAUCAUGGUCGUCCGUUCUUUCCUGGUCGGAGCAGGACUUGAAAAACUAUCCACAAUCUCAGUUUUCAUGAACGUCUCUCCUGACACAUCAAAUACAUUGCUUGAAUUUCAAGUGGAUCGCAAGCCCGAAUAUCUGAUGACAGGCGUCUCCCUCUCAUGCUCUGAGAUUGCAGAAGUAGCACAGUCUCAGACCUUUAUCACCAGCUUCAUUCCAUACAUCAACGCUCCCUCAUCACAGUCAGUCUUGGACGAGCACUUCCUCACCGCUCACACGCAGUAUCAUUCUCCAUCACCUCAAUACUUGCGCUUCAGUCAGAAAGGGCUAACACCCGAUACACUCCCUCAUUCGAACUUGAGCCCAGAACUGGUUCUUGGUGUCCCACUCAGCGCAGGGACGUAUAAGCGCGGUGCAAAAUAUGUGCCUCUAUUGGAGAGGAAGAGACUUGACCAUGUCAAUGUGGCCGAGCGUUGUCGGAUAUGGAGGGGGAGCAAGUAUAGCAAGGAAUGCAAGGCGAGAUGCCUCAGGAUGACAGAAUUCAAUUAG